Trichomonas vaginalis G3 is the source of this 327-nucleotide messenger RNA. Its product is annotated as Ankyrin repeat family. The record is from RefSeq and is a predicted model, not a curated record. The transcript has a single exon. NCBI's taxonomy places the organism in Eukaryota, Parabasalia, Trichomonadida, Trichomonadidae. Gene Ontology annotation, molecular function: protein binding. Bases 1 to 327 code for a protein of 108 amino acids.
AUGCCGUAUUUAUUAAUUCUCUUAGAAUACAAAGUAAAUGUUAAUUCGAAGGAUGGCACAGGUAUGACUCCUUUACAUUGGGCAGCUAGAAUGCAAAAUCGAGAUAUGAUUAAGCUCUUACUUGAUUUUGGUGCAGAUCCUAACAUACAAGACUUUGAAGGCGCUACUCCACUGCACAUAGCCGCUGACACAGUAUCAUAUGACUGUGUUGAAACAUUAAUUAUUCAUGGUGCUAAUCCAAAUAUCAGAAAUGAGUUUGGAACCAAAGCCAUUGAGUUAAUUAAAAAGCGUGGGCAUGAUAAAGCGCUCGAAAAAUCAAGAUUUUAA